Arabidopsis arenosa is the source of this 1538-nucleotide messenger RNA. The record is from the annotation of a GenBank genome assembly. NCBI's taxonomy places the organism in Eukaryota, Viridiplantae, Streptophyta, Magnoliopsida, Brassicales, Brassicaceae.
AAGUUUUUAAUGCAUGGACGGAAGAGAAGCAAUGGCAUUUCCAGGCUCGCAUUCUCAGUUCUAUCUUCAAAGAGGAGCCUUUACCAAUCUUGCACCUUCCCAACUCGCGAGUGGGCUUCACGCGCCGCCGGGAACGAGGCCAAUGUCGAACCCUAACAUUCAUCACCCUCAGGCUAACAAUCCAGGACUUCCUUUCUCGGAUUUUGGACACAGCAUUCACAUGGGGAUGGCUGCCUGUGCUUCUCCUGCUGCGGUGCAGCCGACUCUGCAGCCGCCACCGCCGCCGCCACCACCGGAGCAACCGAUGGUUAAGAAGAAACGUGGACGGCCAAGAAAGUAUGUUGCUGAUGGACAAGUCUCUCUAGGGCUUUCUCCAGUGCCUUGUGUUAGUAAUAAGUCUAAGGACUCUUCUUCAAUGUCUGAUCCUAAUGCACCUAAACGAGCUAGAGGUCGACCUCCUGGAACUGGAAGGAAGCAACGCUUGGCUAAUCUUGGUGAGUGGAUGAAUACUUCAGCUGGACUUGCUUUUGCACCUCAUGUGAUCAGCGUUGGAGCAGGAGAAGACAUUGUUUCGAAAGUUUUGUCAUUUUCGCAACAAAGACCUCGGGCUCUUUGUAUAAUGUCAGGCACUGGAACAAUUUCUUCAGCCACUCUGUGCGAACCCGCUUCAACAGCACCUAGCAUAACAUUCGAGGGACGUUAUGAGAUUCUAAGUUUUGGUGGAUCUUAUUUGGUGAAUGAAGAAGGUGGAUCCAGAAGUCGAACAGGCGGAUUGAGUGUCUCUCUUUCUGGUUCCGAUGGUCGUAUUAUUGCCGGUGGAGUUGGCAUGCUUAUUGCAGCCAGCCUUGUUCAGGUGGUGGCAUGUAGUUUUGUAUACGGAGCAAGUGCAAAGUCUCAUAAUAACAAUAACAAAACCAUCAGACAAGAAAAGGAACCAAAGGAAGACGACAACAAUAGCGAAAUGGAGACCACACCCGGUAGUGCACCAGAACCAGCAGCAUCGGUGGGUCAGCAGACGCCACCGAAUUUCUCAUCUCAGGGAAUGAGCGGAUGGCCCGGUUCAGGCUCAGGCUCAGGCAGAUCACUUGACAUUAGCAGAAACCCACUCACUGAUAUUGAUUUGACUCGUGGAUGAUACACUAUUAGUCUUUGAAGCAGCAGCAUACAGAAUGUGAGUGCUGUACAUAUCUUUGUUGUUGUAGAUUUCUCUCUGAGAAUGUUUAAAACCAGACAUUUAAGGAUUGAGACCACUUUCUCUCAGUUCCUUGCUUCUAACAUUGUUAAUGUAACAGAACCCUCCCACUUUCAGGCUAUUUAAGGAUAUUUUUAACUCUCAUAUGAUCUCAUUAAAGCUUUCUUUUAUGGUCACCAAGAACUUGGUUUCUUCACUAUUCUUUUGGUUCUUUAACAUCUUUGUAAACUUGAUUCCUCUUAUUUGGUAACAUACACAAGAUUUGGGAUGUUACUUAUAGCAAGAUGAUCUCAUAAUUUAUACAUGAAGAGCAUUAAAUAUUAAUGAAUAAAUUUCUUUUUUCAGU